GGUGUCCGGGCUGGUGAUGGGGUUAAUUCCCUUUCGUAAGACUCUUAUUUGCACCCACCCAGCCCCGCCGUCGCCCCGCCGCGCCGCGCUCCAACUGCCUCCUCCUCCUCCUCCUCCUCAGUAACGCGGGCCACUGAAAGGUAUGAUAUAUUUGAUUCAAGACAGUCCAUUUCAGUCCAGGAAUCUACAGUGGUGACAAGGACAUGGGACUCCUCCUGCCAGAUUCCAAAUUGGUCAAGACAAUUGACAUCCUGGCUGACAACUGUGAGAAAGAACCUUGGAUUAUUUUAUUUUAUUUUUGUGGGACACCACAAUCCCAAAUCCAUAGAACACAUAAGGCUUCAAGUUCCCUGUAGAAUUCUAAAAUAACCUUUGCUAAUGAGGAUGUCUGAUACUGUUACUGUAAAAAAUGAAACUGAAACAAUGAAGGAUUUGGAGGCAGAAGUGAAAGAUACAACCGGAGUUGAAAAUCUUAUCAAAUCCGAAAACUAUGGGAAGAUUUUGGCAGAGAAGAAUGAACGUUGCAUUGACAACAAUAUUGAUUUGCAGGAGAAAAUUCAGAUCCAGUUAACACAAUCAUUUGAAAAAGAGGAGAAGCCCUCAAAAGAUGAAGCAGAAAAAGAAAAAGCCAGUGAUAAGUUGCCCAGAAAAAUGUUAUCAAGAGAUUCCAGUCAAGAAUACACUGAUUCAACUGGCAUAGAUCUACAUGAAUUUUUAGUAAAUACAUUAAAAAACAAUCCCAGGGACAGAAUGAUGCUGUUGAAAUUGGAACAAGAAAUUUUAGAUUUCAUUGGUAAUAAUGAGUCUCCACGUAAAAAAUUCCCCCCAAUGACAUCUUACCAUAGGAUGCUAUUACACAGAGUCGCUGCUUACUUUGGAUUAGACCACAAUGUUGAUCAGAGUGGGAAGUCUGUCAUAGUAAACAAAACUAGCAAUACAAGAAUACCUGAUCAGAAAUUUAAUGAACAUAUUAAGGAUGAUAAAGGUGAAGACUUUCAGAAACGAUAUAUCCUCAAGAGAGAUAACUCUAGCUUUGACAAAGAUGAUAACCAGAUGAGAAUACGUUUGAAAGAUGACAGAAGAAGCAAAUCUAUAGAAGAAAGAGAAGAAGAGUACCAGAGAGCUAGAGACCGAAUAUUUUCCCAAGAUUCCCUGUGUUCCCAAGAGAAUUAUAUUAUUGACAAAAGAAUCCAAGACGAGGAUGCUAGUAGCACCCAGCAGAGGCGCCAGAUAUUUAGAGUUAAUAAAGAUUCUUCAGGGAGAUCAACAAAUAGCCAUCAAAGCAGCACUGAGAACGAGUUGAAGUACUCUGAACCCCGACCCUGGAGCAGCACAGAUUCAGACAGCUCUCUCCGAAACUUCAAGCCUGCUGUAACUAAAGCCAGCAGCUUCAGUGGAAUUUCAGUUCUGACAAGAGGUGAUAGUUCUGGAAGCAGCAAAAGCAUAGGCAGGCUUUCAAAAACAGGUUCUGAGUCUUCUGGUAGUGUAGGGUCAUCUACGGGCUCUCUCUCUCACAUCCAGCAGCCUCUUCCAGGUACAGCUCUCAGCCAGUCUUCUCAUGGCGCACCUGUCGUCUAUCCAACUGUCAGCACUCAUAGUUCUCUUUCCUUUGAUGGUGGCCUAAAUGGGCAAGUCGCAUCUCCUAGCACUAGCUUCUUUUUGCUUCCCUUGGAAGCGACAGGCAUACCACCUGGCAGUAUUCUGAUCAACCCACAAACAGGUUGGUAUCCAGAAAAAGGUUUAUUUCAGUUGAGAUAUCAGGAGUUAUCUGAAAACUAA
Messenger RNA from Mesoplodon densirostris (Blainville's beaked whale), 1779 nucleotides. Its product is annotated as R3H domain-containing protein 1-like. The record is from RefSeq and is a predicted model, not a curated record. Bases 379 to 1779 code for a protein of 466 amino acids. Gene Ontology annotation, molecular function: nucleic acid binding. The transcript is spliced from 2 exons. NCBI's taxonomy places the organism in Eukaryota, Metazoa, Chordata, Mammalia, Artiodactyla, Ziphiidae.